GUCAAAGUUGUCAUGGCCUCGACAUGUCACAAUUUCCUUUCGUCUUUCUUUUGUGAUUAACUGUGAUUUUAGUGCACGCUCUUUUACUGUAAAGUAAAUUAGAAGCUAUAUGAAAAUUGGAUAAAUUAGAUUUUUUAUAAGAACUACAUGUUAAAAUUGUGUGUUUGAAUAGGCGUGUUACUACAGUUCAGUGUAGUUUGAAAAUAUAAAUUGAGGUGAUUAUGAGUACCGUUUUCGAGUAUCUGAAUCAAUAAUUUUUGUGUGAAGUUAAUACGUUUUGUGGUUAUUGUUGUUGAGUAAAAAAUGUCGGAGGUUCUAUCAGGUCGUGUCUCUAAACAUAGGAGGGACCGUCGCGUUAAGAAUAGUACAGUACUGAGAAUGAUGGCAAUCAUGCAGGAAGGAAAUAGUGAGGUACCGAAGGAAUUUCUGGAGACGGGACGGACGGGACGAAGGAACGCGAUGCCGGAUAUACUUCACCCACAGAACGCUGAAGCUACAACUGCAGACUUGCCCUCCAGGCUGCAGCAGCUUACUGCCGCCGACGCAGAUACCCAAUCAAGUUCAUCAGCUGCGCCGUCUGCGGAUCCAAAAACACCCACUAAAAAGGACGACACGCCCAGUUGAACUGCUUACCAUACUCUCAGUCCCCUAGGACUACACAGGACUUGCCCAAAGCUAAAGUAAUCUCAAUCAGGUAAAUAGUAUUACUAAGCACUGAGUAACGUAGCCCCACCUUAUAGGGAUGGUAUGGUGUACAAAUGUAGCUCUUAUAUCUAUAUCGACAAGAUAGGAAAUUGCAUAAUUUUAAGUAUAUAAGAUUUGUGUACACGGGCGCUUUGUCGAAUUUAUUUUUAUGAAAUUAUUAGUUUUUCAUUAAGUAUCUGAAUUGGCGUAAAACGUCGUGUAAACAUGUUUGUAUAUUAAUGAAAUCGAAACAAAAUCCAAAUGAUUUUCGAUGUAAACUUUAUUUAUUUUAUGUUAUGUAUUGAAUGUUUUAAUUUAAGUAAACAAAGCUGUGUGUUGUAGUUAAUGGGAGUGAUUUGUAUAAAAGUGAUUGAUAUUUAAGAGUGUCGUGUAAAGAUUGGAAUUAGACAAUACUGAUAUGUUAGUAGAGAAUGAAGUAAGGGAUUAUUUGUAAGCAGUAAUUAGGCCGAUUGGUUUGAUAUGGCAGCAUGUGCUUCUCUACCAAAGAAUCAGGAGAAAUGUAGAAUCGCUCAGCUUCAUACACAGAUUUAGCAAUCGAUACGUAGUUAAGUAAAGGACGCACAAUGACAGGGGUACUGUUGGUCAAUAUGUUUUUAUAUUCAGUGUCCUAAAAUGGCGCGAUAGUAAUAAGUAUGCGAACUUUAGUUGUGAAUGCGUGACAUUCUCAACAAAUAGCUUUAACAGUACUUAGCAUUUACUUGGCACAGUCAAAGUAAGUUUUUGGAACUGAAACAAUGUUCAUAUCUUUUAUAUCAGAAGUUUCUUAGGCCAAAUUCAUAUCUAUUAAUGUUUACCCCUCUACUCGUAACUUCGCCCUGUAAUCAUUUUAGUUUGAAAAGUUUCACACAAAUUCGAAACAAAUUGGGCGAAACUACGUGACGAAAAUCGUAAACAUUAAUAAAUAUAAUAUGUUCAUAUCAUAAAUGCUGAGUGCAAAAAAGUAAAAGUUAUUUUUGAAUACGCUCGAAUCAUAUCGAUUGAUAAAUCAAGACAAACCAUAUUAUGACGAUAUGUGCUUCAAAGCAAUCAUUAGUUAUAAAUGAAACUAUAAUGUUUUCUAAUCAACCACAGCCUAAUAAAUUGACUUUAUCGAUAAUAUCGAUGUUCAACACAAAUAAUGACUUAACGACUUAGAAAAAGUCAUGUGAUUAAAAUGCAUAAAAACUGUGUUCAUUAUGACUUUGCAAUCAUUAUGGAUUACAAAAACUGACGGCUUUUUGCUAUGGACGUUUCCCAAAUGAGGUUCUGACUAGUAUGCAUUAAACAUUAUCGUAUUACACCUUGACAAUGCGACUAUUAAAAUGAUCGAUUCAACUCCCGACUGUGCGGAAAUCAAUAAAUUAUAAUUACACAUUGUUGUCUAAGCUAAGAUGUCGGCAGCACAUAUUGUAUCUGUCUUUGCUAAUGUACGAUAAUUUAUUUGUAUAGUUAUGUUUUCUACUAUGAUAGUUUAUCAUAAAUCGUGCAGCUGUUUCAUAGAUAUAGGUCACUAAGUACGCUUAACUUGAGCUAAUUUAUUUAUUAGUAAUUAUUUGAUAAUGAGUACAAUUUUGUUUUAAAGUCUUUACAAAUGUAAUGAAUACUGUAUAUAAAGUGCUGUAUCAUUUAUAUUUAUUUGUUUUAUGUAGAAAAUUAUGUUAGUCUUGUUUAAUAUUUUUCUUCAGUGUUUUAUGUAUUUUUAUUUGUAUAGAAUAAAAAAUUUGGACUGUUUCAGCGAUGAUGUAAUAUCUAGGAAAAAUAAAAAACUUUUCGUAAAUAUGGUUAGUUUUGGCUUAGUUCGAAACAUCUGUUAAUUAAUCGAAAGUAAUAUUAACAUCUUCUUUUAUUAAAAGUCCAGACGAAUCUGAUAUGUUUAAUGAAAACUAGCUUCAAUUGAAAUGUGCACAUUUUAAUUGACUUUGACUCAAGUAAAUUGUUUCGAAUUGAUCUAAUGACGAAAUAAAAUGUUCUGUGGGUUCAAACUAGUGCAAUGUAAAGUUUGUGAAGGAUGUUUGAUGUUUCCUAAUGAUCUAUUCUAUAGUAACUGUAUACACUACAUUCGCUACGCCAAAGUCAUCAAGUCAAUUACGUUGACUACACUAUUUCGAGGCUGUACAACUUAAUGGUAGCUAUCUUAAUAUUUAUAUGUGAACCUGUAGUAUAGUUUAUACCUAGAUACUAGUUGGUGUAAAAUUUGCUAUUUUCCAUCCAUUUCAUCUUUUUUCCAUUAGAUACUGUGUUCUUACAAUGGCGUUGUAACAUUUUAUCGUUAAUGGGGUAGACGACUAAUUUUUAUUUUAAUGUCCGUCUGGUAGAUUAUUUAAAAACAUUAGACACGUAUUUU
This is a messenger RNA of Spodoptera litura, 3028 nucleotides long. RefSeq lists its product as uncharacterized. Gene Ontology annotation, biological process: negative regulation of protein kinase activity. Lineage: Eukaryota; Metazoa; Arthropoda; Insecta; Lepidoptera; Noctuidae. The record is from RefSeq and is a predicted model, not a curated record. Gene Ontology annotation, molecular function: cAMP-dependent protein kinase inhibitor activity.